Molecule: messenger RNA, 818 nt
Organism: Zeugodacus cucurbitae (melon fly)
Lineage: Eukaryota; Metazoa; Arthropoda; Insecta; Diptera; Tephritidae
Gene: Rpb5
Product: DNA-directed RNA polymerases I, II, and III subunit RPABC1
Exons: 1
Coding region: 121-753 (210 amino acids)
Biological process (GO): DNA-templated transcription
Cellular component (GO): RNA polymerase II, core complex; RNA polymerase III complex; RNA polymerase I complex
Molecular function (GO): DNA-directed RNA polymerase activity; DNA binding
Source: RefSeq, a predicted model, not a curated record
UUGCUGUCAAAGUGACAAACAUUUCCAUUUAUUUCACAUUCACAUUUUAAAUCAAAUCGCAUUGUGCUUGCUCCGUCAAUAGUUUUAUUUAAUUUUUGUGUGUUUAAUUAAAGUUAAAAUAUGGAUGAUGAAGCAGAGACUUACAAGCUUUGGCGCAUUCGCAAAACAAUAAUGCAACUUAGUCACGACCGUGGAUAUCUAGUAACACAAGAUGAAUUGGAUCAAACAUUGGAACAGUUUAAAGAAAUGUUUGGCGAUAAACCCAGCGAAAAGCGGCCAGCACGUUCUGACCUUAUAGUUUUAGUGGCGCAUAAUGAUGAUCCAACUGAUCAGAUGUUUGUUUUCUUCCCGGACGAACCGAAAAUUGGCAUAAAAACUAUCAAAACAUAUUGUACAAGAAUGCAAGAAGAGAAUAUACAUCGUGCUAUCGUAGUAGUUCAAGCAGGCAUGACACCAUCGGCCAAACAAUCUCUAGUGGAUAUGGCGCCCAAAUAUAUUCUAGAACAAUUCCUUGAAUCCGAACUUUUAAUCAAUAUUACCGAACAUGAACUGGUACCGGAGCAUGUUGUAAUGACACCCGAAGAAAAACAAGAGCUACUGGCACGUUACAAACUGAAAGAAAACAUGUUAAUGAGAAUUCAAGCGGGAGACCCUGUUGCGCGUUACUUUGGACUUAAACGUGGACAAGUUGUUAAAAUUAUACGUUCAUCGGAAACAGCUGGUCGUUAUAUAUCUUACCGACUUGUAUGCUGAGAUCUAGUUUUGAAUUAAGAUGUAGAAUUAAAAAUAAAUUUGAUAUAAACUAUAUAUAAAAACGA